Molecule: messenger RNA, 1225 nt
Organism: Cucumis melo (muskmelon)
Lineage: Eukaryota; Viridiplantae; Streptophyta; Magnoliopsida; Cucurbitales; Cucurbitaceae
Product: protein UNUSUAL FLORAL ORGANS-like
Exons: 1
Coding region: 1-1128 (375 amino acids)
Molecular function (GO): protein binding
Source: RefSeq, a predicted model, not a curated record
AUGUGGAGUAGUCUUCCUUUUGAUCUCCUUGCCAACAUCUUCUCCUUCCUAUCUCCAGAUUCUUUGGCAAGAGCUAGAUCAGCUUGUAAGCAUUGGCAUGAGUGCAUCGAUACUUGCCCUUUGAACACUGAGCCAAUUCCAUCGCAGUGUCAUCCUUCAUGGUUCAUAGCCUUGCCAUUGCGAGCACACAAGCUAUGUUUUGCUCAUAAUCCAAUUCUUGACAAUUGGCAUAAGCUCUCACUUGAGUUCCUUCCUGAUUUAGUUAAACCAAUUGCAACAGUUGGUAGUCUUCUUUUUUUAAGAUCUAUAAGUUCAGUUGUUCUACAAUUGAUCCUAUGCAAUCCAUUCACUACCCAAUUUCGGUAUCUUCCAUGGCCAAACAUCAUUAGAACUAAUCCAGCUGUGGGAGUUGUGAUACAAAACACAAGCCAAGACUCUCAGAUUCCAGACUUCAAGGUGUAUGUAGCUGGGGGAAUGUCCAUGGCACCACAAGGUGGCACCACAUAUGAAUCAAAGUUGGAAAUGUAUGACUCGAGAAACGACUCAUGGCAAAUCGUAGGAUCACUGCCAGUAGAAUUUGCUGUGAGGUUAACAGUCUGGACUCAUAAUGAGAGUGUGUACUCUAAUGGGACUCUGUAUUGGAUAACCUCGGCAAGGGCAUUUAGUGUGAUGGGCUUUGAUGUUGACUCAAACAAUUGCAGGGAAUUGCAGGUGCCAAUGGCUGAUAGACUUGAAUUUGCUGCACUCACAUCUCGAAAUGGAAGGCUAACAAUAGUAGGCGGCGUAUGUGGUGAAGACGCCUGUGUUUGGGAGUGUAGAGAUGGAGAUAUGUGGGUGCUGGUUGAGAAGGUGCCAAAUGAGUUGGGAAGAAAACUUGUCGGAGGAAGCAAUGGAAGCUGGAUAAACACCAAAUGUGCAUGGAACAAUGAGGUUAUGUGCUUGUAUAAGGAGCUAGGAAAUGGAAUGGUAGUUCGGAGAGAAAGAAAAGAGAAGAAUAAAUGGGAAUGGGUUUGGAUUGAUGGAUGCUCUUCAAUUAGAGGCAAAAGAGUACAUAACUUGCCAAUAAAAGGACUGCUUCUUCAACCUAGCCUUGCUCCUUUUGCAUCUAAAUCAAAUUACACACUUUGAUACAUGUAAAUUCUUCAAUUCUAAAAAUAAGAAUAGCAGAACUAUUUUCUUUAUUCUGUAUGCAAUGAAACUUACUAUAUUGCAGUGCCCAUUGAUC